AUGAAUUCUGUAUUCGAAAAGCUCCGUAAGAAAGACUCUCGAGUAAAUGUGAGACGUAUUUCAAAUGGGGCGGAAAAGAUCUCUAUUGCUACGGAUAAUGUGUCUCUGCACACUGAGAAAGAAGUCAGCCCUUUGGAUACGGGUGAUGGAAUAGAACCUAUUACCAUUCGCAACUCUUGCGUUCUCGCCCAGAAUAUUGAUGCUCUUUUGGCGGACUCCGCUGCAUUAACAUUUUUCAUACAAUUCUUGGAAUGUUAUGGUAGGUUCUCAGAUACGCUGCUCUUUUUUUCUGGAUGCAUAAUAUUAGGAUCCCUCAAAAUUUGA
Molecule: messenger RNA, 324 nt
Organism: Cooperia oncophora
Lineage: Eukaryota; Metazoa; Nematoda; Chromadorea; Rhabditida; Trichostrongylidae
Source: the annotation of a GenBank genome assembly